CGAAAAGCCAAAGCUCGGUAACCAAUACCAAGGCGAAAACGGCUCCUCCGACUUGAUUGGAAAUAUAGUAUCAAGGAAUCCUUCCCAUUACCUUACAAGGUAAUCAAGCCCCAUUAGCGUUCAGCAACAGUAAGAACACUCAAUGUCCGAUUUCACCCCUUGUGGAAGUUUCUCACCUUCAAGCUUUACCUCUUCGACUCUGAUUCUGCCCGUCGUGUCUUUGGGUAAUGUCCCUCAACUCACUGCGGACCUUCUGAUCUUCUCGCUUGGCCUCAAGAGGGUGGGUUUUGUUGGCAAGGGUGAUACUGUCACUCCUUUUGCUGGAAGAGGAGAGAAAAAAGGAGAGAUUGUGACUGGUGGACUUGAAGUUUAUGGCCGAGAGGAAAGCCAGCUGUACGUCAUCCAACAAAGGUCACCAACCUUAAAAUCUCAGAAGGAUCGCCAUGUCUCUUUAUUGAAAACUUUCAUCAAUUCCAAUGGUUUUGGAGCGGUUCUCGUCCUUACAAGUCUGGAUUCAGCAAUUCAAGGCGAUGCUCAGCUCUCGAUACCAUAUCAGCGGGUAAUCCCGCCGGGGCUUCGAUCUCUCCCCAACCAGAUACAAAAAAUACAGAAUAUACCGCCGCUAUCACUUAGUCUCUCCCAGCCAGCCUCUUCCGGUCAAAGCAUCAGUUCCUCUUACCCACCAUUCCUUCCCGCGGCUGGUCUCACUCGACGGCUAUUAGCAGCUCUUUCGGAAGAAAAGACGCUGAUACCUCAUGGUGCUAUUGCCGCAUGGUGUGUCGAGGGUGACAAUAGAGGGGAUGCUCGAAGCUUCGCCGACGUGGUUCUGGAUGUGCUCGAUUUACAGGAUGUUGUACAGGUACAGGAACCUGUUUCGUGGGAAGGACUUUUUGGGACAACCGAAGGGUGGAGCGGGGGUUUGGGAGCCGAUGCUGAACUUUAUGGUUGAUUAUGACACUAGAUACGGACAAUAUUAUGGAUGUGGUAAUCAUUCGCAGUCCUGUUGACUACUGGGACUCCCGUAUUGUCCGCACAAGAGCAUUGUCCGCACAAGAGCAGUUGGGAAAGGCACGACCAGCUCGAACGUCUAGUUGUAGACCUGCAC
This is a messenger RNA of Cryptococcus deneoformans JEC21, 1105 nucleotides long. RefSeq lists its product as hypothetical. Bases 143 to 949 code for a protein of 268 amino acids. The transcript has 6 exons. NCBI's taxonomy places the organism in Eukaryota, Fungi, Basidiomycota, Tremellomycetes, Tremellales, Cryptococcaceae. Gene Ontology annotation, biological process: proteasome assembly. Gene Ontology annotation, cellular component: nucleus; cytosol. The record is from RefSeq and is a predicted model, not a curated record.